CCAAAAGAUAGAGUAACAAAUCAGGAAUGUCCCUCCUGCCACUCCUGAGAGCGCACGAGAGGACACAAGUUACGGAUUAAGCGCGCGCGUCUCCUCCGAGAGGAACACACUGGGAAGGAGCUGAUUCUCCUCAAAGAUCUCUUUUUGUCUCUUUCUUCAAGAACAUCAACAUAUCGACACGUUUCACGCGCAUUGAGGGGCUCUAUUUUUGAUUUUUUUAAAGAGAUAUAUUUUUUUAUUUCACUAUGAGUCAGGCUGGAGCGACAGGCUUUUUGCACCAUGGCCUCUUCUAGAAACUUUGGAAUAAACUUAUCACUGCGGGAGAACCGCGUCCAUCAAGAACAUCGUGCUUUUCAAGUGUUGCUUUUCUGACUUCAUUUUCCAUCUUUUUUUGGGGGGCUCUGGGAUCGCUGUCGCUGGUCACUUUUUUUUCGCUCCUUUUUUUUUCUUCUUCUUCUUCUUCAGCUGCUCCGUUUUCUCGAUGGCGUAGGUGAUUGCAAGAGUUCGUUCAAUCAACUUUUCUUUCCUUUUUGCCGGGACGAGGGUUUGAUAUCUGGAUUAUGUGCGUAAAACCGAACCGGAGAGUUUAAAGCCAGAGAGAGGGGGACGCGUCCAGGAGGAUGCUCGCACAAUGGAGGUGAAGAACUCCUUCGCUGUCGCUGCGGUGGCUUGUCUCCUCGUUUGCGCCACUUUCAGCCAAGAGCUCAAUCCCAAAGGCAGGAAUGUAUGCAAAGCACCCGGAUCCCCGGGGGGGCCCGUGUGCUGCGGCGGCUGGGGGCCGCUGGGGGACGAGUGCCUGACGCCUCUCUGCGAAGGCAACUUCACCUGCAAGGAGAACGAGGUGUGCGUCAGGCCCGGAGAAUGUCGCUGUCGCCAUGGAUACUUCGGAGCGAGCUGUGACACCAAGUGCCCGGCUCAGUUCUGGGGCCCCGACUGCAAGGGCAAGUGUGUGUGUUACCCCAACGGCCAGUGCGACGACCUGACCGGCGAGUGCUCCUGCAACCACAACCGCUGGGGCCACAACUGCGAGUACCCGUGCAUGUGCCAGAAGGGCAAGUGCGACCAGGAGACGGGCAAAUGCACGUGCCACCCGGGCAUCUGGGGUCCCCUGUGCAACAACAACUGCUACUGCAGCAUCAACUCGGUGUGCAACGCCAAAACGGGCCGCUGCAUGUGCAACCCGGGCUGGACGGGGAGGAACUGCGCCAUCCAGUGCAACUGCAACAACUCGCCGUGCGACCAGUUCACGGGCCGCUGCCAGUGCCGCGAGGGGCUGUGGGGCCCCCGGUGCGAGCGCUACUGCCAGUGCAUCCAGGGCAAGUGCAACCACGGGGACGGCUCGUGUACCUGCACGCCGGGGUACCGCGGGAAGUUCUGCAGGGAGCCGUGUCCCGCCGGGUUCUACGGUCAGAACUGCAGGAACAGGUGCGGGCACUGCAAGGGCCAGCAGCCCUGCAAGGUGACGGAGGGCCGCUGCAUCACCUGCGACCGCGGCUGGAACGGGACGCGCUGCGACCAGCUGUGCUCCAAGGGCUUCUUUGGCGAGGGCUGCCAGGAGGCGUGUCCCGCCUGUCGAGACGGACACCACUGCGACCCCAUCCGCGGCAAGUGCUCUCACUGCAACCCCGGCUGGAUCGGGGACCGGUGCGAGGUGCGCUGCCCCAACGGCACGUACGGCGAGAACUGCGAGAACAACUGCAGCCACUGUUUCAACGGCAUCUGUGACGUGGUCACCGGGGAGUGCCUGUGUGACCCGGGCUUCUACGGCACCUACUGCAACAUGACCUGUCAACCCGGCCAGUACGGAGUGAACUGCAACCAGACCUGCUCGUGCAACGACAAGAACUGCGACCCCGUGUCUGGUGCUUGCUAUCUCCAGCCCAACCAGCGGAUGGGUGUGAUUGCGGCGGGAACCCUGGUCUCCUUCUUGCUGAUCGUCCUGCUGUCGCUGCUGUGCUGCUGCUGCCUGUGUCGACACAAAGACGACCACAACAAAAAAGCCAAGCGGAUCCUGUGUGGACGAUUCAGCCGAAUCAGCACCAAACUCCCCCGGAUUCCACUGAGGCGACAGAAACUGCCCAAAGUAGUCGUAGCGCACCACGACCAAGAGAACACCUUCAACUGCAGCUUCAUCGAGCCCCCCUCGUCGGCGGCCGAGCAGCCGUCCCCCUCCUCCUGGUCGUCCCAGGAGUCCUUCUCUUCCUUCGAGAGCAGAGACGAGGGGCCGGUGUACUGUUUGCCUCACGAAGAAUCUUUGAACGAAAGCAAAGAGAAGGGCAGCCCCAACCCGGCACCGGAGAAGCCAGAAGCCGUCCCCAAUGAGGACGAUGCAGGGGAGUACACCUCCUUGAAGGACACCAGUGUGACGAAACCAGAGGGCGGCGAGCAGCCCUUCCUCAAGUCUUCUGACAGCGAAGGCUCCACCAGUGGCUCUGAACCCACCACCGCGGCGCUCUACGCCCGCAUCGCUCGCCUCUCCAAGCAGUCCAAGGAGGACGAUGGCGGUGGCAAGGACGGAGAUGGCGCUCCAACACCGGAGGCGAAGCGCAACGGGAAGCCGCCGCCAUCGCCCGGCAAGCCCAAACCUCGCCCGCCAGACCCGUCCACCAAGCCCAAAGUAUCGUGGAUACACGGCAACACCACAGGGUCUCCCCAGCCUGAGAAUCAGGGGCACGGGGGAUUGAAGGCACUCGCCGUGCAGAAGGAGAACAAGAGGAGCUCCAGCGACGGCUCGGUCAAGAGCGAGGAGCGGCACAAGAUGAAGGAGAGGAGUCGUGAGCAACAGAAGAAACAAGAGGGGAAGGAGGCGGACGCCAACGGCUCCCCCGGUAGACACAAACCUCUGCGAGGUAAGAAGUCCGGGGAUGAGCAGAGCAGUCCCAGCCACAUGGAGCACAUCAAUGGAGUGGUUCACAAUGCCCUCAAGAAGAUCAGCAGCUUCCACAGCUCCUCGUCUGAGAAGAAGGGGGCUGAAAGUCCAAAGGAGACCCGCAAGGAGCCCCCCAAGAGCCCCAAGGUCAUCCACCCUCAUAUGAACUCUGAGGCUGCCACACUCCUGGCUGCUCAGCUCAAGGAGAAAACCCAAAGCAUCAACAGGAAUGAGGGGACGGGUCUGACGAAGACCAACGGGCUUUCCACACCCAAGGGGAACCGGGAGAAGCCGACACCUCCACAGAAAGCCAAGAGGAACCCGUCCAGUGGAUUCAGCCAGCAGAGCUCCCCCAAGACCCUGCUGCCCACCUCGAGCAGCCUCCAUAAGAUGGUGACGCCCGGCGCCAAUGACCUCGGGACCCCUGAAGCCAAGAGCCCGGAGAAGCAGGACUUGAACGGCUCAAGGCCGGGGGACCCGAUGUUUGAUCCGACGCCAAAGAAGACUCCCAUGAAAAAGCCGCCCAGGAAGAAAGGCAAGGAGGGUACGUUGGACACUUCAGAAAGUAAAACCCCCCAGCACAAGACAGCCAUUAUGCCCCCACAGGUAGUGAAAUAAAUGUUCUCAAAGACUCAUCUUGUGAUGGAUGCUAAGGAGACCCUAACGGAUUUGUUGGAAGAAGAACGCCGUCAUUUUUCAUUCAAGGAAUUUAAACAUUUUCUAAGUGUGCUGCGACUCCAGGACCAGUCGAGAGUGAGAAAUGCUUCUAAGUCAAAGGUGCAGUUGAGUUGCAUUGGUGAGUUUUAUUGUAAUGACCUCGAUACACCGUUGUAUUUCAUUUCAAGAAUCCCGUUUUCGUGUAAGGACUAUGUAUCAAUCUCAGACAUAAUCUAUAGUUCAUUCAUCUCUAUCCCUCCACCACUAUAUUUAUAUAUAUAUGGAUUGCUUUUGGGGUUGCGUUACUGUAAUUUGCUAAGGUGUCCGAAAAAUAUCUAUGUUUAAUGUACGUGUUCCGAAGGUACGAAGGCUGCAACUAAAUAACGAGAAAAUCAGAUCCUCUAUUAAGCUAUUAUGUUUUAGUUUUUUUUACAUGCGUUAAUACAGUUCUAUACCGUAAGCUACCCUCAUCGUUCUUUAUGUCGAGGCUAUUCUUUACAGAUGAUGGUCAACUUAAUUAUGUCAAUUAAGAGCAACACCUUUUGUUAGAGAACAUCUUCAGCUGCAAAAAGCCUUUUUAUUUUCUACUAUUGCAAAUUCCAGGUAUAAAUCCCACAUUAUAAGGAAUGGUUUUCUCGAAUAAACUAAAUAUGGCGCCCCAAAGUAUGCAAGUUAUGCUACAUUUAGGACUUACUUGUCCUUUUUUAAUUCACCGCUGUGCUUUAGCGUUGGUCUCGAGACUCUUACCUACAGAAAAGUAACUUUUUAAAUUAGAUUUCAAGUCUUUUGUCGAACUCUAUCAAACAUGGUUUUGCAUAACCCUUCAAAGCGCUUUGAUAUUUCUGCAAAAAAAGGGCAGUUUUGAACCUCUUUCAUACUCCGGCUAACACCAAAUCACCAGAAUGUUCUCUCACUGUACGUUUUUUAUUCAGUCAGCUAAACAAACAAAAAAACAAAAAAUGAAAUUCCGAGCUAUUCCAUCUCCUCACUUCAUAUCACGCUUGACAAUCACUUUAAACUCACUCACUUUCUCUGUAAUAGAGCAACAUCUGCAGUUUCUCUACGCUGUAUUACAGAGAAACCGACUGCGUAACCCAGUGAAACCGAUGGAUGGUUUAGUCAAAGCAAUGACUCUCAGUAGGAUUCUCUACACAUCUGACGAGGCCAAUGUCGCCAACUGAGCGACUCCCAUUUCAUAUGUACGUGUUUAUGCCGUCGGAUGAUGUGGAGAAAAAGAACAUCUCACCAUGGAUGUUUUGUCCCUUAAGGACCAUUUUAUCUUAAACUAGUAGACUCACGCUGAAAUGACUGGGUGCUUCAUAUCAUCAAGGGUGAGACUGAAUGGUACCGUGCCUCGAGUGUUCAAAUGUGCCUCAACUGUGGAUCAGUUUAAGCCAAAAGAAGCCAUGUUUUACGAAAUGUUGUCGAUCCUGAAAAUAAGUGGGAGGGAAUAAAAAGCUUUUUUUAUUCUAGUUGUUGGUGGAUAGCUAUUUGGAAAGUAGCAUGCGAAACCUGAGCUAUGGACAGUGAGUGAUAGGGAGUAUGUUAACAUGCCACCGGUAUGUGUUGGGCUGAAGAAUAUAUUACAUUUACACAGUUAAUUUGAAACAUUGUGUUGGUUUUAUGUGUUUUUAUCAUGGUACAACUUAUUUUGGUUAUGUGUUCAACUUGUAUACAUUGUGUACUUUUUUAUUAUCUUUGUAAGCUGUGCUUAUAUGACUUUUUUCUGUUUUUCUUGGUGUCAAUGAACUGGCUUUCAUGUUGUUUUUUUGCUCUUUUUUUGUUGGAUAUGCCUAUUUUGAGCUCUGAAGCAAACCUACAGUAUGAGUACUUUCCAUCUUGUAAAGUUUACAUUGGCUUUUAUAAUUGUUGAUGUUAUUGUUGGUGUAACACUUAACUGCAUGACGCAGAGUGUAGUUAGUUAUAUGGCAUUAAUAGCUGCACCUGAAACCUGUAACCAUCUGCUUCCCUCCAGUUGUUGUUAUUGCCUCCCAUAAAACAAAGAGAAACUCAUACAGAAAGGAUUGUACAAUACUACUAUGAUACCACUGUGGAAAACCAUUGCAUAUACUCAAAUCAUAACAUUGUGUAAUUAUGAAGUGGCAAUUUUGUUAUCUGACUGGCCCGUGCCUGUUUUUAUAGGCUUACAGUGCAUUUGUGUAAAGAAGGGCCUGAAAAGCUGCAAAAAACGUUACCGACUGUAAGGUAUGUAUUUUGUUUGUUUUUUUAAUUUUUAUUUCCAUUUUGUGUAUGGUCAUUACAUUUUUUGUUUUCUUCAUUUCCUUUUUUUUUUGGAAUAAAAAAAAAAGUAAUACAUGUAGAUCUAAUCAAACCAAAAA
Molecule: messenger RNA, 5865 nt
Organism: Pseudoliparis swirei
Lineage: Eukaryota; Metazoa; Chordata; Actinopteri; Perciformes; Liparidae
Gene: scarf2
Product: scavenger receptor class F, member 2
Exons: 11
Coding region: 632-3487 (951 amino acids)
Molecular function (GO): scavenger receptor activity
Source: RefSeq, a predicted model, not a curated record